Messenger RNA from Delphinapterus leucas (beluga whale), 3259 nucleotides. NCBI's taxonomy places the organism in Eukaryota, Metazoa, Chordata, Mammalia, Artiodactyla, Monodontidae. The record is from RefSeq and is a predicted model, not a curated record.
GAGGCGGAGGGGGCGGGGCGAGGCGAGGCGGAGGAGGCAGGCGGAGUGCUGGAACACGGGAGAAGAGGGUCGCCGCUGAGCUGCUGCCCCCUUUCCCGAGCGGGCGUGCGGCUGCGGCUUCUUUCUUGACCGGCUUCCCCGCGAGGCAGUACGUCUAAGCAGUGGAAGGGAGUACUGGCCAGAGAAUGUGGAGGUUUGGGUUCUAGUCCUGGCUGUGCCGCUGGCUGGCUGUGACCUUAGGCAAAUAUCUGCCCCUCUCUGGCUCAGUCUUUCCUGGCUGAACAGUCAAGGGGUGGGUCAGAUGGUCUGCAAAGACUCUGCUGUCAUUCACAUUCCGAACAAUAGUAAUAGCAGUCAUAAUAAUUGUUUCCUUAGCUGACCUACGAGGCCCUGCCUGAGCUGGCCCCUAUCUACCCAAAGCACCAGACUCCUUGCCCUGCCUCAGGGCCUUUGCACUUGCUGUUUCCAGUGCCAGGAAUAUUUAAUCAUCUCCAUUUCCUGAAUAGGCUUUCUCAGAUCUCCACUGACACGUCACUUGCUUAGGAAGUUCCCCGACAACAAAGACUAAAUCGGGUUUCUGGAUUGAUAUCCUUCCUCAUGGUACAUGCUGUCUUCAUUAUGCUUAAGUAUUCAUGUAGUUCUUUGUCCGAUAGCUGUAUCCCCUGUUCUUUAAUGCCUGUGCAUGCCAUGAGGCCUAGAAAUCUGUCCCUUUCCCAACAUCUAGCACAUAAUAGGUGGAGUGAACAGAUAAUCUCAUUUAGUCCAACAGUCUUAUGAGGUUGAGUCACUGUGCUCGUCUUACACAUGAAGAGACUGGGCUUCAGAGAGCGACACUCUUAGGGUCACACAGUGAGUUGGCAGUGUCAGAAUUUGAACCCAGUCUGUCUCAGACUCCGAGGCCUGAACUUCCACCUCACUUGCCCUCACACUCCAGAUCUUCUGCUGUGAAGACGUUACCUAAGUGCCAGCAGAUCUGACCCACGAAGCCUGGAAAGAGAAGACCAUCAGGUUGUUGGGCACGGUGCCAUCCGGCUCCACCUCCCAUAGAGGCCCCCGGACCUGAGGCAGAGGCGGAAGUGGGGUGGCCUGGCCCCCCUCCUGCAGACCCAUGGCGCGUCGGCUCCAGUUACAACUGCUGACGUGGGAUGUGAAGGACACGCUGCUCAGGCUCCGCCACCCCGUGGGGGAGGAAUAUGCCGCCAAGGCCCGGGCCCAUGGGCUGGAGGUGGAGGCCACGGCCCUGGGACAGGCCUUUGGGCGGGCAUAUAGGGCUCAGAGCCACAGCUUCCCCAGCUAUGGCCUGAGCCGUGGCCUCACCUCCCGUCAGUGGUGGCUGGAUGUGGUCCUGCAGACCUUCCACCAGGCAGGCAUUCGGGAUGCCCAGGCUGUGGCCCCCAUCGCUGACCAGUUGUACGAGGACUUCAGCAGUUCCCGCACCUGGCAGGUGUUGGAGGGAGCUGAGGCCACCCUGAGGGGGUGCCGAAAACGAGGUCUGAGGCUGGCAGUGGUCUCCAACUUUGACCGAAGACUGGAGGACAUCCUGGCGGGUCUUGGUCUGCAGGAACACUUCGAGUUUGUUCUGACCUCCGAGGCUGCCGGCUGGCCCAAGCCCGAUCCCCGCAUUUUCCAUGAGGCCUUGCGCCUUGCUCAGGUGGAACCGGCAGUGGCAGCCCACAUUGGGGACAGUUACCAAUGUGAUUACAAGGGAGCACGGGCCGUGGGUAUGCACAGCUUCCUGGUGGCUGGCCCUGAGCCUUUGGACCCUGCGGUCAAGGAUUCUGUACCCCAAGAGCACAUCCUCCCCUCACUGUCCCAUCUCCUGCCUGCCCUUGACCGCCUGGAGGGCUCACCCCCAGGGCUUUGAGUCUGGCGAGGGAAGCGGUCGGGCCCAACAGACACUGGAGACAGGGAGCUCCUUCCUUCCCUGAGAUCUGGCCUUCACCCCCACCCCCCUGCAGCCUCCAUAAUGCAUUCUGACUAUAAAGCAGUGAAUGCGGGGCAUUCAACCCUGCACCACUAACCAGCUCCUGGUCUCUGAGAUGCUUCAUUCCUCACACCUGUGUCCAUUUUCUACCAUGAGUCCCCCCUCACCUCCAACAAGAUUCAUGAGGGCCCAACUAGCUUCAAAACCAACACUUUCAAACUUUCUUUUUAGCAGCAGGGCCUUUCGUCAUGGGAGAGCUUAUGUGGAACCCCAACAUGCAAAUCAGGAAAAAUGAGAAACUGCUAGGGUUGAAGCAGAGGUCCUGGGGCCCUUCAUUCAGGCCCUGAAGGCUCUGCGACUCUCCCCUGAGAAGCCUGAGAUCAGAGCUUAGUACCUGCGGGUACUGGAGUUCUCAUUUAGGCGUGCCUCACUCCGAAGCCCAUUGGCUUGACUGCAAGGUUACAAGUAGAAUGGGAUCCAUGUCACACAAGACAUAAUGCAGUGGGGAUCCAGGGAGAAUAGAGAAGGUGUCCUAAGGAUGGCGGUCUUGAAGGGCACCCCAGUCAUAGGAAUAGCUUGGGGGUGGGAAAGCACAGGGAACGGGGACUGGAACACGAGGUGGCAGGAGUGCAGGGAAUAUGGGGGGAAUCACUGGAGAUUGAAGUAGGUUGGGCUUUUAAAAUUCUAUGUCUCUUCCUGCCUUUCCCCCUUCACACACCUCUCUACGUCGUAUUUACUGGACACCUGUGCCUUGCCCAGUGCCAGGCACAGGGGGCACCACAGGUAAAAAGCACACAAACAGGCAUACACAGUGUAUGUUCUGGUGCCAACAGGCAGGGAGGGCUCUGGAGUGGACCCUGAGCUGGGGGUGGCCCGUAGAUGGGCAGAGGGAUAAGAGGGGCAUUCCUGGCAGUGGGCCCACAAACUGUGGACUGAAGACUGCUGUGGGGAGUUGGACUGGUGGUUGGGGGAGCAUGGCCUGGGGGCCUUUGGGUGCCAAGUAGAAGAAAUUGGCUUUGACCCAGGUUUGAGCAGAGACUGUGCCCAGGCAAAGGCAGGGAAGCUCUUCUCAGACUUGGCCAAACCUCUUGUGGGUCUGUCUUCCUUGGGCUUGGUGCUGAGGCCAGGUGACCCAACAUUAAUUCCCAACUGUCGGGCAGUGAGGAGAUGGGUCAUGAGCUGUGGUUUCAGAGCUGCAAGGGCCUCAGAAGUCAUGUCAAGUGAAAAAGUUGAUUUGAUCCACCCGGUGUUUCAAGUAAAUUAUUGAGCAAACUGAAGAGUGGGGAGGGCUCUGGCCCCCAUCUUUGUUUUUGUUUUUGUUGUUUUUUGCGGUAC